Ictalurus furcatus (blue catfish) is the source of this 2535-nucleotide messenger RNA. It is a transcript of the gene ubtd2, whose product is annotated as ubiquitin domain containing 2. The coding region runs from base 716 to 1408 and encodes 230 amino acids. The transcript is spliced from 4 exons. The record is from RefSeq and is a predicted model, not a curated record. Gene Ontology annotation, molecular function: protein binding. NCBI's taxonomy places the organism in Eukaryota, Metazoa, Chordata, Actinopteri, Siluriformes, Ictaluridae.
GCUAAAUGUUGUGUGUAAAUGCUAAAAUUAGCCGAGUUUGAUAUUACGUGAGCUAACGUUACGCUAAACGUUGUGUGUAAAUACUAAAAUUAGCCAAAGCGAGCUAACGUUACUCUAACCGCUGUGUGUAAAUACUAAAAUUAGCCAAAGCAAGCUAACGUUACUCUAACCGCUGUGUGUAAAUACUAAAAUUAGCCGAGUUUGUUAGUAAGCGAGCUAACAGCCCCAAUUUUAUGAUUUCUCUUUUUUUUUUGGAGUUCGUUUCCAAAUUCAGUUAUUUUAUUCCCGACAUUGUGUUCAUCUGCUGUGUUCAGACAACAAAAUUAGCCGCGUUUGAUAGUAAGCGAGCUAACGUCUCCAAUGUUGUAUGCCUUUUGACUUUUAUAUAUCAUAACAAUUCAGUUGUUUUAUUCCUAACGUCGUCUUCGUUCUUCGUUCUCCGAGGACAAUUUCCAUUCGCGUGACUUCACUGUGCUAGCGAACAUCAGAGGAAUUGCUCUGCCAGUCGUAGGAUUGCUCUCGAGUUCUCGAGUUUUUCCAGCAGCCAGUGAUCUGUGCUCAUUAAUAAAGUGUCGAGAGGAAAAUCCGUGUGUCAGUGUGUGUGUGUGUGCACUCGGCAGCCCGCCUCUGGCCGGCUGAUGCUUUCGUCUCGUCCCUGUCCAUUCGGUUGAGGAAAGGGGGGAGAGGAAGAGACGCGACGCGAGAGGAAUCAUCCAUGGGUGGCUGUGUGGGCAGUCAUCAUGACUCUUCGGGCAGCUUAAACGAAAACUCGGACGGAACCGGAGUGGCGCUGGGGCGCAACCAGCCCCUGAAGAGAGAGAAGCCCAAAUGGAAGAGCGAUUACCCGAUGACGGACGGCCAACUGCGGAGCAAGCGCGAUGAAUUCUGGGACACGGCGCCCGCCUUCGAGGGCCGCAAAGAGAUCUGGGACGCGCUCAAGGCCGCCGCACAGGCCUUCGAGAGCAACGACCACGAGCUCGCUCAGGCCAUCAUCGACGGAGCUAGCAUAACGCUUCCACAUGGUGCUCUAACCGAGUGCUACGACGAGCUGGGUAACCGCUACCAGCUCCCCGUCUACUGCCUCUCUCCGCCCGUCAACAUGAUCGAGGAAAAGAGCGAGAUGGAGACUCCCGAGGCCCCCGAGGCCCCGCCCACCGAGGGACACGAGUGCCAGCUGCGUCUGCGUCUCUCGACGGGUCGCGACCUGCGGCUGGCCGUGCGCUCCGGAGACAGCGUGCUGUUCAUGAAGCGGCGUCUGCAGGCUCAGGAAGGUCUCGAGGCGUCCAGCCAGCGCUGGUUCUUCUCGGGCCGGCCGCUCAGCGACCGCAUGAAGCUGCACGAGCUCAACAUCUCCAAAGACUACGUGGUGCAGGUGAUCGUCAGCCAACCGCCGCCCGUGGAGAACUGACGGAAAACUGUGCAAUCUUCCAGCAUCUUCCCGCUGUGGAGACGAUGAUGGUUGCUGUUGGGGGAGGGGGGGGGCGGGGGAGGGGAGGUGUUGUGUGUAGAACGUCGGAGAUCUUGCCUGGAGAGGAGCCGGGAGGUUUCCCAUAAGCACGCUGCUCUAAGGACAGACGUGAGAAGAUUCGUGAAGUGCUUUCUCUUCUUUUCUGUCUCUUAUGUCUGCAAGGCAGACCUGGAAUACGGACGUGUGAAGCUCCGUGGCUCUGAACCUCUGUGAGACUUUCCUACAGCCGGAACUUGUCUCGGCUUUUAACCAAUCACUUCUUUUUUUUUUAUUAUUAUUAUUUGGUUUUUAAUGGAAAAAAAAAAUCAACUCCCGAACUAGUUAGGGAAUAUAAGAAUAUAUACAAGAAGGAGUCUAAAUUUCAUUUCUUUCCACAAAUGUCUUUCUUCUUCUUCUGCGCUUUUUAAGUCAGGUGUGCAUUUAAACGACUGUCUCGCACUGUAAAACGAUCCUGACGUGAAAAGGCGUCUUUUUCUUUCUUGUCUUAUUUUUUUUUUUAUUUUUUAAAGAGGUUCUGCAGAAGGGAACUUGUGUUUUUUUUCCCCCCUGUGUAAUAAAUCAGCUGUUUGACCUUUCGUCUAGAUUUCGGCACAGGGGAAGUGUGUCACGUAAGGCUCCGCGCUGUACUGUACAUCUGUCGCCAUAACGUAGACGAUACGCAGCACGGUCGUCACGGACACUCCGGUCGGCCCGCCGGGUUUCCGUGGCACCGUGUUUUGUCUCUUUUUCUUUCUCACCGAGAGGAGUGCGGUGUUUUAAAAGGCGUGUAAUCACGAACAACCCCGAGGAAGAAAGGAAGGGUCGAUCGAUUGUCUCGGCGCCAAAAUAGGUGCUACGGAGACAGAAAAAAGAGACGCUAAUGCAGUUCGCCUGAACGUAGCGAACGUACGUGUUGGGAGGGGGGGGGGGGAGAGAUGGCUUAUUUUAAUGAUACGGAAUGUGUUUUUUAAAUAAAACAUGAACGUUUUUACUCCAUUUCUUUGUGGUUUCUCACUUCUUCGGCGCUGCCACUCGUUUUUGCUAAUCUGUGGUCAUGAGUGGGAAAGUCUCUGAUAUCGUUGGCGUGG